AGAGAGAGAGAGAGAGAGAGAGAGAGAGAGAGAGAGAGAGAGAGAGAGAGAGAGACAGAGAGGAAGUGACGUGGAUCUGUAGGCAGGAGUGAAAGUAUGAAGACAUACUUGGUGAGAUUCGAUGGCGGGUCUCGGGGGAAUCCGGGUGUGUCGGGAUCCGGUGCAGUGCUGUACAGUCCGGAAGGUCGAGUGUUGAGUGAGGCCUCUGUGUAUGUGGGGCCGCAGUCGACGAACAACGUCGCGGAAUUUGAGGGGCUGAUCGUGGGGUUGAGAAUGGCUAUCGCUCACCGCGUUGGGAGUCUGAGAGCGGAGGGCGAUUCUGAGCUGAUCAUCAAGCAGAUGAACGGGGUUUAUCGCGUGAGAAAGCCUCAUUUGGUCCCUCUUUACCAGAAAGUCCGAAACAUGGCCGACAGGUUUGACUUCAUAGAGUUUGUACACAUUGAGCGCGCGAAGAACCAUGUCGCCGACGCUCUGGCAAACAAGGCAAUGGAUGAAAGGAGGACACGAUUGCCGUCCAUCUUUAGGGGACUAGACGCCGUGGAAGCGGGAGAGGAGGAGGAGGAGGAGGAGGAGGGAGGAAGGAGGGACUUCGCUUCGCUGUACAAUGGAGGAGAGUUGCGCUACAGCUACGGUUACGGCGAUACCAUAGACGGUCAGACCAGCUCACUGCGCCCACUCAUCAGCAAGAAGAGAGACCUUAGCGUGAUGACGGGUGGCGGCCAUUCUACUAGCUUCGCGCCAGCCAUGGGGGAGACCUCCCGCGUUAGUCCGUCGUCUCCUGAUACCCCAAUGGAGAAACGACCGAGGAGCUGUGAAGCCGGUCGAGCUGUCACAGUCUUCCGCCGUGGGGCGUGCUGCGUAUCGGGAUUGCCGAUGAUGGGUGUUUCUCACGAUUCCCCUGCAUCGUCAUCAUCCCAGGGUGAGGUUCGGUCUUUGUCGCCACCUUCAGGUUCUCGGCAGCAGGAGCUUUAUCAAUUGACAGUGUGCUCUGCUCCACCGGCCUCAUCGUCCCCACAGUCUGCUCCAAGUGGUCCCCCUUCUCCAGGGCCUGCGCAGAACCGCCACCACCAUGGGACGUGCAUAUCGCCUGCAGUGCCAGAUGCUCUAGCUGCUGGGGAAGAAGAGGAAGAGGAGGGAGGGGAGGAGGAGGAUGGGGAGGGGCAUGAACAGGAGGAGGAGGAGGAGGAGGAGGAGGAGGAGCACGGAGCUAAUCUGCAUCAUGAUUGCAGUGGUGGCCGCUGUGGGACUAAGACUUACCGGUUUGCUGGGAAACCUAUGAGGACAAUCGAGGCUUUGCGAAGUGCAUUUCCUGAGCUUUCGAUUUCGAAAAUCCUGGAGCUUAUCAUUGGCUGGGCUCAGCCGCAGAUCGACGUGUGCCUGGCUGCAGCAGCUCGAGAGCGUGCUGGCAUUGAUUUUGAAUCGCUUCCAUCUCCUGAUGUCAUUGCACGCAAGGCGGCCCGCGGCAUGCCGCCUUCACUGUCAAGUCUUCCCGAGAUAGCAGCUCGGCCAUCGCUGGCGACCACACGCUCGCCCCCAGCGCCGCCAUGUAUUGACUUCGAAUCGCUUCCACAAAUAGCACCCAACCCGGCACCCGCCCCUGUUGAUUUCAGCCGGUUGCCUGAGAUUGUUCCGUUGUCGCGUCUCGCGUGGGAUGUGGGGACCACCACCUUUCCCACACGGGGAGGAGCCCCGAUGAUGCCAACCUCACAGGGCUGCUCGCUCGCUGGAUGGGAGAGGAAGCCCAGUGCCCUUCCCCCCUCCUCCCCUCCGCGCAUGUCCGCCCAAAUGCAGGAAGAAGCAGGGCACCGUGGGUCAUCCCCAUCAGUAGUGAAUCUUCUUGAGAUGUCACCGAUGGCACCUUUGACGUAUGGACGCACGCAAGACGAAGCUGGAGCGCUGGAGCCGACAGGUAAGUUCUCAGAGGCCCCAUUUUGCACUUGCGGAAAACCCUCAGUGAAGCGGUGCGUGAAGAAGGAAGGGCCAAACAGGGGAAGGUUCUUCUACGUUUGUGCGGACACAGAACUUCGCUGCAAGUUUUUUCAGUGGAUGGACGAUGAUGAGAGGGGGGAUGCUUCUCCAAAGAAACAAGGAAAGGGAAAAGAGCUCGUUCCGAAGGGAAGGGGAAACCAACCAUCUGCUUCGUACACCGUAUUCGGGUCGGGAGUGACAGAGAAGGAGAGAGAACUGUUCUGUGGGACUCGUGUAAACCUCCGUCCAGAGCAUGGCGGGGGUGUGCGAGUAUCUUAUCCGUACCACCCAGAUAGGAACGAGGCAUUGAAAAAGAGAAUUGACGGCUACAAGUGGCUGCCAGAGACAAAGGAAUGGUUUUGUCCUGAGUACAGUGUGCCUACUCUGCGUUCGUUCCUGCGCUCGGUGGGCAUUCCCUUUCCUUGGUGAUCACCAAUGCCUAUCACUUCCUUAGCGACUGUAUCCUCCUUUUCUUUGCGUUUUCUAUCCUCGUGAUUGCUGCUCAGGAUC
This is a messenger RNA of Chara braunii, 2478 nucleotides long. The record is from the annotation of a GenBank genome assembly. Lineage: Eukaryota; Viridiplantae; Streptophyta; Charophyceae; Charales; Characeae.